This is a messenger RNA of Elaeis guineensis (African oil palm), 1466 nucleotides long. Its product is annotated as WAT1-related protein At5g64700. Gene Ontology annotation, molecular function: transmembrane transporter activity. The record is from RefSeq and is a predicted model, not a curated record. NCBI's taxonomy places the organism in Eukaryota, Viridiplantae, Streptophyta, Magnoliopsida, Arecales, Arecaceae. Gene Ontology annotation, cellular component: membrane.
CGUCCCAAACUCUUACACUCCUUCAAGAAUAUAUUUAGCAACUCUCUCAGCAGUUCCCUCCUGUGUACUCUCCAUCGUUUCCCCAUGUUUCCCCUUUUGUCCCCAUACUCUCCUGAGAGCAAAGAUGUGGAGCAUUGAGAGCAUCGCCCUUCCCCUGAGCAUGGUGUUGGUUCAGAUCUUUACCACGGGCAUGCUCAUAUUGUCAAAGUUAGUGCUCAACCAGGGGAUGUUCAUCUUUGCACUCCUCUUUUAUCGCAAUGCCAUCGGGGCGAUCUUCGUGGCACCCUUCGCCUUCUUCUUCGAGAGGGGUAUGAGGAGGGAGCUGAAUGGUGCAGCAUUUCUUUGGAUUUUUAUCAAUUCAAUUUUUAUAAAUCUAAUGGCAAUGAGUUUGUACUACUACGGCCUACGGGAUACCAAUGCAUCAUAUGCUGUUAAUUUCUUGAAUUCGAUCCCUGUUGUCACAUUUAUCUGCGCCGUCAUCCUUAGAGUAGAGAGGCUGGGGUUAGGGAGCAGGGCAGGAAGAAUGAAGAUCCUUGGUACUUUGUUAUGCGUAGGAGGAACAAUGGUUGCUACUCUCUACAAAGGCAAAGCAUUACACCUAUUCCAUCACAUUUUGAUUCACACUAGCACGACAGAGGGGGCCAGGAACCAUAAUAUGCUGCGUGGGACACUAUUUCUGAUUGCUAGCUGCUUGGGCUAUGCAUUUUGGUUCCUAACACAGGUUAAAUUGUUUAGAGUCUUUCCUUCCAAGUAUUGGGCAACGAUGUUGACAUGUGUGGCAGGAUGUUUCCAAUCUGCAGUGGCAGGGGUAAUAAUAGAGAGAGGAAAAGCUGGAUGGUGCUUAAAAUGGAAUUUGAAACUAGCAACAAUAGUAUUUUCGGGUGUACUGAAUACAGGUGCCACAUUUUGCAUGAUAACGUGGGCCGUCUCACGGAGAGGUCCUACAUAUCCUCCUAUGUUCAACUCCUUAUCGGUGAUCUUUACGUUGGCCUUUUCAUGUUUAUUCAUGGGACAAGAUCUCACAAUUGGAAGCUUAUUGGGCACUUGUUUGAUAAUUGUUGGGCUAUAUACAUUUCUAUGGGGCAAAAAGCGAGAAUUAUUACUAAAUACAACAGAAGUCGGAAAUAUUGAAGAAACUCUAAAUGGAACUGGAACUCCACGAUAGCCGUCUAAUCCUUAUUUGUUAGAUGAAGUUAUUGGUAGAAACAUAUUUUACAAUUCAAAUGCCAUGCCUCUAUGGAAUGCUUCGAUAAUGAUGGUGGUAUUAUUGUGUAUAAUUGUCCAUGAUUAUGGAUGAUUAGUAAUGUUGUUAAAAGCCCUGCUGGCCUUGGAAGCAAGGGAAGGGUCAUCAUGGUGCGCCUCCGGCACACGAUGUGAUCAUAAUAGUUGCCACAUGCUAUAUUAGAUGUUUUGUUCUUUGUAGGUGGACAAUUUUUAUAAGCCAAUAAAGAGCAUCUCAAUAACAA